AUGGCCAUAGAUUUGGAAAACCUCGUUGUCCAGAUCAUCCGACAGCCAGUUCUUUGGAAGGUCAUUCCCUUGGGUCUAUUAUGGACAGCCUACCGGGUUAAUAGAUAUCUCAACCGUCAAGCUUUAAAUAAUGGCGUUCAUCAGGGCGCUCAGGGCCGUGCUCAGUUUUACUCAGUGAGCGAAAAGCGGCAAGGCUGA
Messenger RNA from Penicillium verhagenii, 198 nucleotides. RefSeq lists its product as uncharacterized. The transcript has a single exon. The coding region runs from base 1 to 198 and encodes 65 amino acids. The record is from RefSeq and is a predicted model, not a curated record. Lineage: Eukaryota; Fungi; Ascomycota; Eurotiomycetes; Eurotiales; Aspergillaceae.